Molecule: messenger RNA, 1610 nt
Organism: Manihot esculenta (cassava)
Lineage: Eukaryota; Viridiplantae; Streptophyta; Magnoliopsida; Malpighiales; Euphorbiaceae
Exons: 1
Coding region: 200-1543 (447 amino acids)
Source: RefSeq, a predicted model, not a curated record
UUGAUAUUUGUUUAUGAUUCCCAUUCCCAAUGUCAAUGCACAACCAGUUCUCUUCUAGCAUAUUUUGCCACCUUCUCCAUUGACAUCCCUCCUCUCUCUUCUCUCGGUGUCUCUGCUAAGCUUCUCACCAAUCCACAAUGAACCAGAAAGCAAAAUCCAAGAAUCCAUUUUAGCCAUUAAAGCACCAAACACUCACAAUAUGUAUUUAAUCAUCAAAGUUUCUCAGACUUUCCUUCUCUUUAUUCAACAUGCACACAACUUCAAAAAAUCCAUCUUUGCCUUGCUCUCUUGCUUGCCUACUUCUCUUCUUGCUCUUAUUUUGUUUCUUCUUUUGAUCUACAAUGGCUCCUCUGUGUUCUACGUUCGUUUUCCCAUUCCACCCAAAUCCCAUCAGGAGCAUGCUAAUUUUUCCCAGGAAAAUCCAGCAGGAAAAUCAUUGAAAAAGCUUUCUUCUUCACUGAUAUAUGCAGUAAAAGAAGAAAAUCCACCACUCAUUUUGAAGACCCACUUUCCCAUUUUGCCAAAACCAACGAUACCCAUUAACAAUUCUUCAGUUUCAAGGCCAAAGAAAAUGCACAAACACAGAGCUGUGAUCAAAAUUCUCAGACAUGGAUCCAAAUCAAAGCAGUUUUCGUCAAGAAUAAGGACAUUCUUUGGGAGUUCUACAUGUAAGAUUCGAUUCUUCAUGACUUGGAUUUCUUCUUUGGAUUCAUUUGGUGAUAGAGAGAUGUUUGCUAUAGAGAGUUUAUUCAAGUCUCACCCAAAUGCUUGUUUGGCUAUUGUUUCCAAUUCCAUGGAUUCUAAAAAGGGAAGCAUUUCCUUAAGGCCAUGUUUGGAUAAAGGGUUCAAAGUUCUUGCAGUUAAGCCUGAUUUUGAUUACAUAUUCAAGAACACUCCAGCAGAAUCAUGGUUUCAUGAAUUAAACAAAGGAAAUGUUGAUCCUGGAGAGAUUUCUUUAGGUCAAAAUCUCUCAAAUUUGCUUAGGCUUGCAUUGUUAUACAAAUUUGGUGGUGUUUACAUAGACACAGAUGUUAUAGUUUUGAAAAGUUUUGAGAAAUUGAGGAAUGUCAUUGGAGCACAAACCAUUGAUCUUGAAACUGGGAAUUGGAGCAGAUUGAACAAUGCUGUGUUGAUUUUUGAUAAGAAUCAUCCUUUGCUCUUCAAAUUCAUUGAAGAAUUUUCACUCACAUUCAAUGGAAACAAGUGGGGGUAUAAUGGUCCUUAUCUAGUUUCUAGAGUUGUUUCAAGAGUCAAUGGUAGGGCUGGAAUUGAUUUUACUAUUUUGCCCCCAUAUGCUUUCUAUCCAGUCAAUUGGAGUAGAAUUACAAGUCUGUUCAAGAAGCCUGGAGAUAAGCUGCAUUCCAAAUGGUUGCAUAGAAAGCUUGAGCAGAUAAGAAGAGAAAGCUUAGCAGUUCAUCUCUGGAACAAGCAGAGUAGAAAUCUUAAAGUUGAAAAUGGAAGCAUCAUCAAUCAUCUAAUGAUGGAUUCUUGUAUCUUCUGCAAUUCUUCAAGUUUGAUUUCAUUACAAUACAAUAGAAAAUGAAAGAAAAAUUGCCUCUUUUUAUGUUUCUAUGUUCUAUUUAUAUAUAUAAAAUAAUAAAAAAAAUUAU